AUGGGGCCGGCCAAGCGGGAGGUGAAGCCUCCCAAGCACCUGGCCGAGUUUGAAGGUUACUCAGGUGCUCGUAAGCGCGCCAAGAAGGAGCGGCAGGUGUAUCGGCUCCUGCGCGUCGAGGACGUGCAGCCGGCGCUGUUGGCGCACGAGGUGCACGUGCUGUGGCCGGACGACGGGGUGUGGUAUGCCGCUGUGAUCGAGAAGCUGGACGUGCCCAUGCUGACCGCGCACGUGCGGUACCCCGAAACUGACGAGGAAGAGAACAUCAACCUGGCUGAGCUCAUCACAGAGCGAUGCAUCGCACUCGUCGAGUCGCGGCCGCGGGACGUGGAUCUGGGGCCGGACGAGAUCCCGGUGGCGGACAGCAGCCGGCUGGGGGGGCGCGAGAUGGAGAGCGGGGACGAGGAGUAUCAGGAGGGGCAGGAGAGCGACGACGAGGUGCUGUCGGACGAUGAGCAGGUGGGGGGUCACUAA
Messenger RNA from Monoraphidium neglectum, 474 nucleotides. RefSeq lists its product as hypothetical. The transcript is spliced from 4 exons. The record is from RefSeq and is a predicted model, not a curated record. Lineage: Eukaryota; Viridiplantae; Chlorophyta; Chlorophyceae; Sphaeropleales; Selenastraceae. The coding region runs from base 1 to 474 and encodes 157 amino acids.